This is a messenger RNA of Rhipicephalus sanguineus (brown dog tick), 4430 nucleotides long. RefSeq names its product SHC-transforming protein 1 (gene Shc). Gene Ontology annotation, cellular component: plasma membrane. Gene Ontology annotation, molecular function: receptor tyrosine kinase binding. The record is from RefSeq and is a predicted model, not a curated record. The transcript is spliced from 12 exons. NCBI's taxonomy places the organism in Eukaryota, Metazoa, Arthropoda, Arachnida, Ixodida, Ixodidae. Bases 926 to 3094 code for a protein of 722 amino acids. Gene Ontology annotation, biological process: intracellular signal transduction; cell surface receptor protein tyrosine kinase signaling pathway.
GAGCUGCCGCUUUGUCGAGCCUGUUUGCGUUUUCCUUCUAUUUUUUUUUUCCUCCUCGUGCGCGUUUCCUUCCUCCUUUCUAGUAUCUUUUUCUGCGUUGCGUGAACGCACGUUUUGGUGUAGUAGUGGCGACGGCGUCGACGACGGAUAGUAGUAGCGUCGGUCGCUCGCCGUAAAUCCGAGCUCGAAACUUCGUGUGGAUGAUGUGUGUGUGCGCGCUCCUCUCCGUGACGUAGGACAGGGGAGAUUCGCCACAGCGGGGGCCUUCUGUGUGUGUUUCUGUGAGUGUUGGUUCGUCCCCUCUGCGGACCGAGAAGUGUUCCAACUUGGACCGGGUCUUCGCCUGUGCCCACGCCUGCCUGCUUCGAACGUGUGAAUUACCGAAGCGGAGUAGGCUUUCCGUCCGCCAGAAGACGUCGUGGCAAGAGGUGGUAGUGGCAGCGGUCGUGGAUCGUGCCGGAUGACCUCCGGCCGACGCCGCAGCGGUGCUGCAAGGAGGCAACAGCAGCAGGGCCGUGCGGCAGCCGUCCCGGCGUACUACUACGAAGAGAAGCGUACGCUGCUCGUCGUCCCUCGCCGCUGCUGUCAUGGCUCCUUCUUGUCGGGAGCGAGCUCCGUCCUGCGAGGCGCUCCGCUGCCGCGGAUCGUCGGGUCGCCGGCGCACCGACGUCGUCAGCCUAAACCACUAGGACUAACCGUCGCCGGCUCUACCUUGCCCCGGCACUCUGUCUCCUUUUCCGGAGGUCUUUUUCUGUCGUGGUUCACUUAUUGUGGUCGGAUGAUUCUCGACCGCGAGCACACGUGAUCCGCACGGGAACUCUCGACGUGUUUGGCAAAUUCACGCCGACGUGCGCGUUUUCCGGUCUAUGUUGCGUGGCAUCGGAGGUCCCUCGGGCUCGUCGUUGUCGUACGGUCGUCGUCAACCAUGCUACGCUGCUUCACGCUGCCGGCUUACCGCACUCUCAAGGAAGAGGAUGCCGACGUGCAGGGCCCCGUGCGUGUCGCCGUGGCCGACUGCAUCGACCGCACAAGCGGCGGCCGAACUCUUGGCAAGAAAGGCGCCGCGCUUCAGUCGAGCGGCGGCAGCACCAAGUCUCCUCCCAAGUCUGGAGGACCGCUCGGUCGUCGGAGGGGCGACCACCAGUCUCAGCAGCAGCAGUCGUCCCAGCCUCCUCAGCAUCAUCAGCAGCAGCAGCCGCGCUCCUUGCUGAGCGGCAGCGUCGUUUCCGAGGGCGGCGUGGGCGGCGUCCUGCGCAGAGCGAGGACGGGCGCCGGGGCCAGCGGGGCGGCGCAGGGCCCGGGCGCGGGGCCCGCGCCUUCCUUCGUGCGGCACCUCGAGGCCAACCUGCGCCGCAAAGAGGACCCCGCGCUACUGCACCAGGGCUCCUCCAUACACGCCGCCGGGGACGACGCGGCGCUGCUCGCCGACGGCGCCGAGCGGUACACGCGCCUGCCGCAGGGGAGCACAUGCGUGUCGUCGUCACCGCCACAGUGCCAGGCGCCUCCGACUCCUGCGAGCCCCGCCGCGCCGAGUCCCGCUAGCCGGACGUCCUCAUCGUCGUCGUCCAACGGCCCUACCGCUGUGAUAUCCUCGUCUUCUGCCUCGUCGCCGGCGCCCGCGGUGUCGCCAGCGGCACCGUCGAACCUCGCGGCCCCUUCCCCGCCACCGCCGCCGCAUCAGCCCGAGGCGAGCCGGAGUCCGACUCCCCGCGGCCGCACAACGACCAGGAUGGCGACCGCGGCCUCGUCCUGGUCUCAGCUCGGGGGCGGUCCCAGCAGGGCGCCCCCUCAGCAGCCCCACCCGCCGCCGGCGGCGUCGGGAUUCGUGAGCCGACCUGCCCGGGGCUGGCUGCACACGGACCAGCAGGUGCUCGGACCGGGGGUCACGUACGCCGUCAGGUACAUUGGCUGCCUUGAUGUGAAGAUGUCGAUGAAGUCGCUGGAUUUCGACACGAGGUCUCUGAUCGCAAAAGAGUGCAUCACCAGGGUCUGUGAAGCAGCGGGACUGAGACCUGUGGAUAAAAAACGAAAGGUGGACCGGCGACUGCAACGGAUGCUGGCUGAUAGGCCAAACUUGGACUAUGCUGGCUCGAACGUAACGCUCUGUGUCACCAGCUCGAAUCUGACACUGGCCGUUAAAGAGAGUGGUCAAGUGAUCGCCGACCACAGCAUGCCCAACAUCUCAUUUGCUUCUGCUGGAGACUCGGAAACUCUGGACUUUGUCGCAUACGUGGCCAAGGAUGGGCAGAACGCACGGGCCUGCUUUGUCUUGGAGUGUUCGGGUGGUGUGUUGGCUCAGGACGUCAUCUCAACCAUUGGGCAUGCCUUUGAACUUCGCUUCCGAGAGUUCAUGCGCACUGCACCACCGCCGGGGCUGCCACCAAAAAGGCCAGAGACCGUGGCGCCGUCAAAAGAUGAUCCUGAUUACUACAAUGAUCUUCCUGGCAAGAUACCACCUGAAGCCCCACCACCUGUGCCCCCUCUGCCUGACUACCGUACAGAUCCCACGGCUGAUAGCAGCAAGGAUCCCUCAAGAGAAGCGUUAACAAGUGCACCAGCGAGCAUUCCACCUCAGCCAAACGCGCGCAAGGUCUCCCGCGACACAAACCUCAUCGACCUGAGCGGAGAGGAACUCCCACCAGUGCCAAUUGUGCAACGCCAUGAAUACGUCAACAUGGGCCAGGACACUGGACUUGGCAAAAAUGGAGUCUUGGACCCAUUUGAUAUGCCUCCCGUAGCACCACCGCCGAGUGGUGUGGCCCAAGAGGAGGCGUGGCACCGUGCCACUCUGGAGCGGGAGGUGUGGUUCCACGGUGCCAUUAGCCGCAAGGAGGGCGAAGCACGCCUCACCCACGAUGGGGACUUUCUGGUGCGCGAGUCGCACAACUCACCGGGGCAAUUCGUGCUGACGGGCAUGCAGAAUGGUGCACGCCGGCACUUGCUCCUCGUGGACCCAGCAGGCGUGGUUCGUACAAAGGACCGCACCUUCGACAGCGUCAGCCACCUCGUAAACUUUCACCGGGACAACGCUCUUCCCAUCAUCUCAGCGGAGAGCGCGCUUGUCCUGAAGACUCCUGUGCCAAGGCCUCGCUGAUCGACCUCACUUCGAUACCAAAAGAAAAACGGGACGCAAGGCUAACAAGAAGCGCCGCAGAAGCAAAUCAACAAUCAGUGCCUUUGUGGACUCCUCAGAGGACUCGUGUCGCUGCCUUUCGUGGGACUUUUAUUAUUAUUUUAUGUUGUGCAACUUCCUCGGAAAUGAGACUUUGGCAGUGCGCAACGUUCUCACGACAGAUCGCGACCAUCGGCCAUCGAUGGAUCUGCAACAAACGACCUUACUUUCAACGAGUCACGGGUAGCAACUGUGGUCCUCCGCCCACUGCCGUCACUGGGACUUGUCGUACGACAAUCAGUGUAGGAACAGCACUCGAGGAAUAGUCGACUGCGAUUAGCAGCACUUUCAUUCACACAAGAGUCGCAGCAUGAAGCUGGGCACCUUGCUACCCCGUUUUAAAUGGCAAAGCCAGCCUUCUUUAACUGCGCUGCCCUCACUUCAAAAAAAAGGGGCAACGCAUCUCCUCAAGAGUGCCUAGGCUGCUACAAUUCCUCUCCCGAAAACUGUCAGCCCAGUAUUGUACAGUGGCAGUGACUGCCACCACCAUUUGCCACAGUUUUGUGGAGAGGAAUUUAUAGAGAGGCACACACAAGUGUUUUGUUAGACCGUCGGCGAGAUGUCGAGCGGCCCAGUGCGACGACAUUUAUAAAAGUAUUGCCCGCGUAACACCGAGUGGAUACACCGCGCUGGCACAGCUGAGGCAUUGUUGAGAUAGCCAUUAUAUUUAGUUGUUUCAAUUUUUUACGCAAAGUAUGCCCCGGAGAGUUGAAUCGAACAAAACGGCGCUUGCAGUUUGCCCGCUCAAGGCCGCGAAGAUUUCUGGCUGGGCAUCAUCGUGCGCACGAGCAGUUUUUUAUUUGUUUGUGGCGCACACGCGCAAGGAUGCGAUGAAACGAGAAUGCCCUUGCACACUAGGAAAAAAGAAAUGGCAGUUUUGUGAGUGGUGCAUUGUCCAGCUCUAGUCACCCGCGUCUGGCUUAGGACCAUCAAUGUGGAACAAGAUGUCACUCCUUUUUUUAGGAUUCUUUGAACUUUUCUUUUUACCUUGCUUCUUUUACUACAUCCUUGCAGAGCUUCUCCAACAUUUACUUUUUUUUUCUCUCGCUACCCUGCAUCUCCUGAGCAAGCUUCUAAUUUAUAUACGCUAAUUUCCCUCGCUUGUGUACGUUGUGAGUUUCAGAUAUAGUUUAUGAUGUGUACAUACCUGUAAAGAAAGUAAUUUAUGGUGUUCUGCAAGCAAACAGCUACGCUGCGCUUUCAAACACAUUUUUUUGAAUAAACAGUAGAGCCAAAGCUGUCUCUCGCGCCCUUUAUA